AUGGGUAAAGACACUAUUGCUGAUAUAAUAACUUCUAUACGCAAUGCUGACAUGAAUAGAAAAGGAACAGUUCGAAUACCAUCUACUAACAUCACCGAAAACCUUGUUAAAAUACUGUUAAGAGAAGGUUUUAUUGAAAAUGUGAGGAAACAUCAGGAAAACAACAAAUAUUUUUUGGUUUUAACCCUACGGCAUAGAAGGAAUAGGAAAGGUCCAUGUAAAACUGUUUUAAAUUUAAAACGGAUCAGUCGACCCGGUCUACGAAUCUAUUCUAGUUAUCAACGAAUUCCUAGAAUUUUAGGUGGGAUGGGGAUUGUAAUUCUUUCUACCUCUCGGGGUAUAAUGACGGACCGAGAGGCCCAACUAGAAGGAAUCGGCGGAGAAAUUUUGUGUUAUAUAUGGUAA
Molecule: messenger RNA, 405 nt
Organism: Quercus robur (English oak)
Lineage: Eukaryota; Viridiplantae; Streptophyta; Magnoliopsida; Fagales; Fagaceae
Source: the annotation of a RefSeq genome assembly